Molecule: messenger RNA, 1116 nt
Organism: Didymella exigua CBS 183.55
Lineage: Eukaryota; Fungi; Ascomycota; Dothideomycetes; Pleosporales; Didymellaceae
Product: 2-deoxy-D-gluconate 3-dehydrogenase
Exons: 2
Coding region: 93-881 (262 amino acids)
Molecular function (GO): oxidoreductase activity, acting on the CH-OH group of donors, NAD or NADP as acceptor
Source: RefSeq, a predicted model, not a curated record
AAAUCUAUUACACUCAAGGUCAUCUUCCAAAGCGAUUCCGAUCACAGCAUCGUUGUUCCGGUUACAUACCAGCUUGAAAGCUUGACAGCACCAUGACCACCGUACAGCAGCUUUAUUCACUUGAGGGCCAGACAGCCCUCGUCACAGGCGGCACACGAGGAAUCGGUCAAUCGAUGGCCAUUGCCCUCGCCGAAGCAGGCGCAGACAUCCUCCUCGUACAGCGCGACGACUCGAACCAGCAAACCAAACAAGCUGUCGAAAAUCUCGGCCGUAAAGCCACGAUCUACACGGCCGAUCUAUCUUCGAACGAGAGCGUGACCGAGCUCACCCCCAAGAUCCUGAAGGACGGUCACAGAGUCCACAUCCUGCUCAACUGUGGCGGCAUCCAGAAACGGCACCCCGCGCACCAAUUCCCAGACUCAGACUGGAACGCCGUGCUCCAGGUCAAUCUGACCUCCGUAUUCACGCUCUGCCGGGACAUUGGCGCACACAUGCUCAGCCAGCCCGCAGACCUGCCCCUGCAGCGCCGCGGCAGCAUCAUCAACGUUGCAUCCCUCCUGACCUUCCAGGGCGGGAUCACUGUGCCUGCGUACGCGGCGUCGAAGGGUGGCGUGGGUCAGUUGACCAAGGCGCUGAGCAAUGAGUGGGCGAGCAAGGGCGUUAGUGUGAAUGCGAUUGCGCCGGGGUAUAUUGCGACGGAUAUGAACGAGGCGCUGAUCAAGGAUGAGAAGCGCGCCGAGAGUAUUCUUAGUAGGAUACCUGCGGGUAGGUGGGGGAGCCCGGAGGAUUUUAAGGGCACAGUGGUGUUCCUUGGGAGCGCGGCGAGUGCGUAUGUGUCUGGUGAGGUGUUGACUGUUGAUGGCGGGUGGAUGGGUAGGUAGAAUGGUCGAGGUGCUGCAUAGACUUAGAUUGCUGUAGUUGAAGACUCUGACUUCCAUCAUGGAAAUGUCGAAGCUGAGAUGGUAGUAACUUGAUAAUGGCUGAGGUAUACGUGAGUGUUACAUGUUUAAACGAGGCAGCAGGCAAACUUGAACUUCAGUAGCUUUCAGGGAGCGAGAACUCCGUACUAGAGUCACUCUGCACAAUGACAGAGCAACUUCGAGACGACGCGCAUUU